GGGUUUCCCCCUUCACCACCCCCACUAAAGAUGGGACGACAGAUACAGAUUCACCUGCUUACCCAACUGUGACGGAAAAUCAGCCGAAAAAUGAGGAGACAGAGACUGUUGAGAGUAACGAUAUGAAAAAUGCACACAGUAGUGAUAAGAGUGAAGAAAUAAUGCCAGAAAAGAUGAUUUCUGAUGAUGUGUCUGGCAAAAUUUCCUCUACUGAUCAAAAGUCUCAUGAAGUUAAUGUACCAGCUUCUAAUGAUGAUGGUAAUAAUGGUCAGUCCAUUGGAAAUGAGAAACAAAAUUCAAAUGACCAAGCAGGUGAUCCUACUGUUAAAGAUAGCACGCCACCUAAAAAUGCUGUUACAUCAGAAAAAGUUGACAGUGAAAAGUUUUUGAUAAAACUGAAACAUGACAAGACACCUAAAAGUAAAACCAUUACUCCUCCCAAAAGUACGCCAUCGUCUCUUGGUCAAAGAAGUGGUAGAGCAAGAAAAGGUAGUUUUUCAAAAACACCGCCCCAAAAUAGCCCCGAGCAUGUAUUGGUUGCAGCGCAUGAUACAUUACCUAAGACACCACCCUCUCAAUUGGAAAAUAUGCCGGUUAUUUGUGUUGGAGAGACAGAAGAGAACACUCAGGAUAGCAAAGCAUAUUAUGUGGACACCCCUCCAACUACUGAGUGCUCCCUGCUUGAAAGUAAUGAUUGUAAGAAGUCAGAAACUGAAAAAAAUGAUAAAGUUACUAAAAGACAGCCAGUGGAACUUGGUCUGCUUGACUUUAGUGGUCCCUCACAGCCAGUUAAACUCAACUCACAACCUAAUAAGAAAAUCAUGGAGACCUGCAGGAUGGUAAUUGACAAUCUUGGUUCUUCCAAGUCAGAAGUUUUAAGUGAGAACGAGACUGGGCCAUUGUCUGAUAACCUCUUGGUUGUUGGACGAAGUGUUAACCUUACGAAGGUUCAGAGCAACAAUUCUGACGCUGAAGUUGCCACAAAUACUAUGAAGGAGAUACAUGAAAAACUAAGUCAAAUAGAGGAGCCUGCAUGUUUAAUAGAAAGCACCCAUGAUGUGUGUGGCUCGCCACAGAAGCAGGAAAACGAAAUAUCUGUAAAACUUCAAGGAUCGUCCACAUAUGCUUGCGACACAGACUCGUCAAUCACAAAUUCCACGAACUGUAUACUGAACAGCGAACCAACUUCUAACAAGCUUGUUUCAAAAAAUGAUCCAGUUGUGGUGAAAAUAAAACGUGCAAAUGUAAGAAAUGUUAAGACAAGGAAAGUCGGGGUUUUGCCUGCUUCUCGUACGAUAAAAAAGAAAGGUAGACCUUCCAAAGCUGUGAGACGGACGAGUUAUAAGCUGAAAAUGAAUUUCGCAUCUUCAAGCAAGAAAAAAACGGGAAAAACAAUUAAAACAAUUUCUGAUAGGUUGUUAGAGCAAAAGAAGUUAAGUCAGGUGUCAACUAACUCACAAUCUCAAAUCAGUGAAUCUGUUAAAGAGAUGGAAAAGAAUGUUUUAAGUUCGGUUGAAAAAACAAAGGAUUUUUGCAAUGAAAGUGCAGCAGAUGAUAGAAAUGUUCUAGAAAAUAAAAACAAAAGUUUUCCAAGCACCAGUAGUGAAGAAAUGAUGUGUACGUCUAAUGGUUGGGGAGGCACAAAACUGAAAAUCCGAAUAUGUAGAAGUUCUGAUCAUUCACCAAAAAAAUCUUCCGAUGCUGCUACAAAGAAACAAAACGUUUUAAAUGAGAAGAAAGUUCAACAUUUUUUGAAAGAUAAACCAAUAGAAAACUUACCUACUUCCCCAGCUGUAAUUCCUAACUCCAUGAAACUAACAAGCAAUAGAAAUAAAAUUGCGAAAAAGACAGGACCAUAUUCAAAGAAAACAAAAAUCCCUGUUUCUACUUGUGCAGCUACGGACCUAAUUUCUUCAAGCUGCCCGUUGCCCCAAACAGAUGAUGAAUUCAAGCAAAAUGAUAAAAUAAUUCGUUCAUUUGAGCGCAGUCUGUCUGUAAAUCUUAUUAGGUGUGACAUAGAUACUUUACACUUCACACACCCCAUGCCAAAAGUCGAUCGAAAAAUCCAAAAAGGAAGAAGAACUGGAGUAAAAGUUGAAUCGAAACGUAUUGGAAGUGAGGAUCAUAUUUCCUCAAGUCCUCUCCUCUUCCCACCAUCCCAGGAACAAACAAAUGAAGUUCAGAAGUCGACUGAUCAACAUGAAAAGGAUACAUCCGACAAUAAGAAAGCUAUAGUUAAGGAAAAGAAAGAAGAUAGUUGGAAUAAAAUCGAUACCAACAUGAACAUUGUAAAUGAAAACGCUGGCACUACUACAAAUUCUCAAGAAGAAGAAGAAACCGACCAUUUUCAUCUUCCAGAAAAAAUCAAAAAUUUUCUCUCGUCACUUAACAAGACUCUUCAACUUAGCAAAGAAAUUGAGUUAAGUUUCCCAGCUUUGGUGGCUGAUUUUGAGAAGUGGCGUGAAUAUUGCAUGAAGAUAUCUCAUACUUUGAAACUGGGAGAGGAAACGCAUGAUGAUUCAAAUCAGAACUUAGAAACUUUUACACCAAACAAGGAUCAAGUUAUGUCUGAUGAUAAACAGAGCCAGCCGGUUAUAAAACCAACUGAAAUUGAAAUGGACGAUGAGAUUGACUGUAGUUUGCCUACAGUACGGCACAUACUCAAUGCAAGGGAAAGGACACAAGAAUUGGAUAAUUUAUCCUCAAAAGAAAAAAAUGUUUUUGUAGAGGAACCAAUUCUUAUUGGUGAUAAAGAAGAGGAUCUGGUCAUUAUAGAUGAAGACCAAGGAUUAGAGGAUGGAAACAACACAUAUCUACUUGAUGAUGAUAACACUCCAACAUUGCCAGAGAGUACUGGCCAAUCUUCAGUGUUUCCAGAUCAAAUUCAAGCUUCACCUAUUCAGGCUUCACAAGACAUGCUACCAUGUUCAGCAGGAAGCACUGGUAAUCCUGUGUUUAAAAGAUCCCUGCUCUCACUGAAGCGAAAACGUGUCCUCUCCUCUUCGAGUGAUUCCUGCUCUCCUAAGCAGCCAAAGAGGAAGAGAAUUAUCUGUAAUGAUGAAGAAGGCCAAUCUUCGCAAGAAUUUUCAAACUCAGGAAAAUCUGAAAAUUGUUUUAAUGAACAUUUUGCAUCUCAAGCAUCCGAAAAGUCGAUAGAUAUUGUUAACUCUUCCCUACAAUCUGACCCUGCACAUAAUCUUGAAAGUAACGAAGGUUUAAUGAAAGAUGAACCAAGUAAAGAAGAUGAGAAUAUGGUGGAUAAAGAAGAACAAUCAAUGGAUUUGAAUAAUAGAUUGGAUGAAAAUAUUCCGGACACUCCUGAUUCCCCCUUGACAAAUGACACAUCCGAGAAUGAGGUUGUUAAACUCCAGCCAAACCCAGUUGACAUGGCAACGCAAAUGGAUGAAUGUUUUGAGGAAAUGCACAAUUCCACACCUGCAGAUAUUUUGUCAGAAAUAGAUGAAACUCCAUUUACCUUAUCUCAGAUACCUCCCCCUACUCCACCUCCACCAAUCAACAACCAACCUUCAGUGAGCGCGCCCGGACCUGCCCAAUCAGAUACAAUUUAUGUUGAUGAUCUUUUAAGAAAAAUUUCUGAAUUCACAGAAGAUUAUAAAACAGUUACAAACGACGAUACAGAUGACACCGCGCUACAACUAGACAACUUUUUUAUCGAAGAAAGGACAAAAAAUAAUCAACCUUCUGUACCAAAAGAAUCUGUUAACUUAGAAAAACAUACACCAAUACCCAGGGAGUCAACAGUGUCUACAGAUACAUUAAACACAUCUAAAAAACAGGUCACUGAAAAUGUAAAAGAAAAUGAUAAUAUGACCCCAAUAGAAUCUCCAAAUGGGAGUAAAAAACCUCUGAGACAAUCUAGUUUUUCGGAACCUAUUUCUCCUUUAAAAUUACCAAGUCUUCCAAACAAGUCUACUGCAAGAAAAAAGCGAAACAGUCAAAUAGGGGUCAGCAAACCGGAUGAAAAAAAUUCUAGUUUGACCCCAAGAAGCAACCCACCAGCUGCAGUUUUGACUUCCAAACCUCCAAAACCAACCACGCCAUCAAGGACUCCAAAAGCUUUCGUACAACCAACUUCUUCUGUCAAGAAAUUUCAAAAAAAUCAGAGAUCAACACAACUGAGUGAAUGUACAAACCAGGCAACCCCUAAUACACCAAACAAAGAUAUCAAUUUGAGUGAUGUUUCAAUGACCAUACGUGGAUCAAACAAAAAAUUGGGAAUAAUGACCAGUGGUAUACAAGGCAAGGGACAACAAGUGGUACGAGUUAUUGCAAAAAAAUACGAUGGAAAGUUUUUCAACAAGUUUGUAAAUGGUGAAGUGACUCAUUUGGUUGUGAAGACGGAAAAUACGAGAUGUGAUCGAACACUCAAAUAUCUGCAAGCAAUUGCAAGUCGUUGUUGGAUAGUGAGCAUACUGUGGGUCACUCAGUCAUUGAAACAAAAAAGAUUGCUUCCAGAAAAUGAGUUUGAAGUGAUUGGUGACAAAAUCGAAACAGAUCCGGUUUUAUUUUACGGACCGCGCAGGUCACGAGAAGCACCCAAAGAAUAUAAACUUUUAUCGGAUUAUUUUAUUUGCUGUUACUGUCCAUUCGCUCUUUUCACAGCAGAGGAGCUCAUGGAGUUGUUGAAGUUAUGUGGUGCUCAUGUUACCUCAAGUUUGAAAGACCUUGCAUCUGACAGAAGCAACCAGAAAAAAAUGAUUGUGUUUGACCCGGACGCAUAUACUGACUCACUGCCGAAUUAUAACGAAAUUGCUGCAAGGUAUAACUCUGAAGCUGUAUCGAGUAAUUGGGCAUUAGAAUGCAUUGCUUCAUUUACUGUCCAGCCGACUGCUGUCUAUCCAGUUGAGGAAUUUGAAUCACAACUUAGCUAAACUUUUACAUUAACGUAACAAGCAAAGAAGAUAUUUCAAGACAUAACUAUAGCCUUUUUAACACAGUUUUAUUUACACCUGACAUAAUUUUUUUUUUUUUUUAAAUCUUCAGUUUUAAUUUUUCGUUCUUCUUAGCAGUAUUUAUUUUAUAGUCGUCCGUUUUAAUUCUGUUUUAUUAGUGCUCAAGUCUUUAAGUAGCAGUGUCUUCUGUUCCAACAUAGUAACCGGUUAACUAUAAUUUGACACGAACGUCUUUAUGUUGUUGCUCUCAAUCUUUCUAUGCGUUCGUUUUAUUUUCGUUUUCAAGAUUACGAGCAUAUAAUUACAAACCAGAAUCGGGGCGCUUUAGAUUAAUGUGCGGUUGAAUUUACGAUGCUCUAAUUCUAAUAAAUGCUCAUUCUACUUCUAAACU
This is a messenger RNA of Ciona intestinalis (vase tunicate), 5304 nucleotides long. The record is from RefSeq and is a predicted model, not a curated record. Lineage: Eukaryota; Metazoa; Chordata; Ascidiacea; Phlebobranchia; Cionidae.